Molecule: messenger RNA, 1542 nt
Organism: Pipistrellus nathusii (Nathusius's pipistrelle)
Lineage: Eukaryota; Metazoa; Chordata; Mammalia; Chiroptera; Vespertilionidae
Source: the annotation of a GenBank genome assembly
AUGCCCCUGGCCCGGGGAGCCGACAUGCGGGGGCCUGAGGCCUGGCUGCUGCUGCUGCUCCUGGCGUCACUGGCAGGCCGCUGCCCGGCGGGCGAGCUGGAGGCCCCGGAGCUGGUGACGGUGGUGCUGGGCCAGGACGCGCGGCUGCCCUGCCUCUACCGCGGCGGCCCCGGCGAGCAGGUGGCGCAGGUGGCCUGGGCGCGCGCCGCGGCGGGCGAGGGCGCCCGGGAGCUGGCGCUGCUGCACGCGCAGUACGGGCUGCACGUGGGCCCCGCCUACGAGGGCCGCGUGGAGCGGCCGCCCGCGCGCGGCCCCCCGGACGGCCCGCUGGACGGCGCGGUGCUGCUGCGCAACGCGGUGCAGGCGGACGAGGGCGAGUACGAGUGCCGCGUGAGCACCUUCCCGGCCGGCAGCUUCCAGGCACGGCUGCGGCUCCGCGUGCUGGUGCCUCCCCUGCCCUCCCUGAAUCCUGGUCCAGCGCUGGAAGAGGGCCAGGGCCUGACACUGGCCGCCUCCUGCACCGCUGAGGGCAGCCCGGCCCCCAACGUGACCUGGGACACAGAGGUCAAGGGCACCAUGUCCAGCCGCGCCUUUGAGCACGCCCGCUCGGCGGCUGUCACGUCCGAGUUCCGCCUGGUGCCCAGCCGCAGCAUGAACGGGCGGCCCCUCACCUGCGUGGUGUCCCACCCCGGCCUGCUCCAGGACCAGAGGCUCACCCACACCCUGCACGUGGCCUACCUUGCAGAGGCCUCUGUGCGGGGCCUGGAAGACCAAAAGCUUUGGCAGACCGGCAGGGAAGGUGCCACGCUCAAGUGUCUGAGUGAGGGGCAGCCCCCGCCCACCUACAACUGGACACGGCUGGACGGGCCUCUGCCCAGCGGGGUGCGUGCGGACGGGGACACGCUGGGCUUCCCCCCGCUGACGGCUGAGCACAGCGGCAUCUACGUCUGCCGCGUGAGCAACGACCUCGCCUGGCGGGAGUCCCAGGUCACCGUGGAGGUGCUGGACCCCGAGGCGGCCUCGGGGAAGCAGGUGGACCUGGUGUCGGCCUCCGUGGUGGUGGUGGGAGUGAUCGCCGGGCUCCUGCUCUGCCUCCUGGUGGUGGUGGUGGUGCUGAUGUCACGAUACCAUCGGCGCAAGGCCCAGCAGAUGAGCCAGAAGUAUGAGGAGGAGCUGACCCUGACCAGGGAGAACUCCAUCCGCAGGCUGCAUUCCCACCACUCGGACCCCAGGAGCCAGCCGGAGGAGAGUGUAGGGCUGAGAGCCGAGGGCCACCCUGAUAGUCUCAAGGACAACAGUAGCUGCUCUGUGAUGAGCGAAGAGCCCGAAGGCCGCAGCUACUCCACGCUGACCACCGUGCGGGAGAUCGAGACCCAGACGGAGCUGCUGGCGCCUGGCCCCGGCUGCGAGCGGGCAGCCGAGGAGGACUGCGACGAGGGCAUCAAGCAGGCCAUGAGCCACUUCGUGCAGGAGAACGGGACGCUGCGGGCCAAGCCCACAGGCAACGGCAUCUACAUCAACGGGCGGGGCCACCUGGUCUGA